Penicillium soppii is the source of this 885-nucleotide messenger RNA. Its product is annotated as chitin synthase export chaperone. Gene Ontology annotation, biological process: protein folding. The annotation marks the transcript as partial. NCBI's taxonomy places the organism in Eukaryota, Fungi, Ascomycota, Eurotiomycetes, Eurotiales, Aspergillaceae. Gene Ontology annotation, cellular component: endoplasmic reticulum membrane. The record is from RefSeq and is a predicted model, not a curated record. The transcript is spliced from 7 exons.
AUGGGGUCGACUCAAUUUGGAAAUUUCCACGACUUCUGUCGCGACUCAACCCUACCGGUUUGCAAUCUUUUCACCAAUGAGACGGCGACGGAUGCCUUUGGCGCGUGCGAUUUGGUCGGCAUUCCGCUGAGUGGGAACAGACAUCUUCGGAACUUAGGUUCUAUUCUACUGGCUUUUAUUGCAAUUGUUUUGACUCUGGGCAUGCUAUGGAGGACCGAUAAGAAGCAUGCUGCUGUUGGGCGAAGGGAAAUGCAAUUGUUCUUGCUAGGUUUUAUUAUUAUUGAGAUCUGUGAGAUUUUCACUGUGGGCGGAUUCCCGCUACAUGAUGCGGUGCGGAAGGGAUUUUCGGCGGUGCAUAUCGCUGCGAUUACCUCUACUUGCUGGGUUCUGCUCAUGAACGCGCUGGUCGGCUUCCAGCUACUUGACGAUGGUACACCAGCUUCUAUUGGGUUGAUUUGCGCAUCUGCUGCGGCGCUGUUCAUCGGUACUGGCUACAUUGCCUUGGACACUGGAUUCGAUUGGACAGGCCACUUCCAGUCAAGUCAUGUUGACCCGAAUCGCAAUAUCGCCCUUUAUGUCCUGUAUCAACUCUUCCCGCUCAUCUGCCUGGUCUUCUUCUACGUCCUGGAAGCUGUGCUGGUCCUCCGAGUUCUGGGCGAGUUCCGGCCAAUGCUGUAUCUCACUGGGGCCGCAUUACUGUUUGCAAUUGGCCAAAUCUUCAACUAUGUGAUCAGCACCCACCUGUGCCACGCCACAGACGGAAAGAUCAACGGCGCUCUUUUCGAGACCCUUUUCACUCUUCUCGCUGUCUCCGGGGUCUGGACCUUUUGGAGCAGUAUCACCGAAGAUGACUGGCCCCUGCCCGUUGGUGGCCCUGGAGGCGCA